Molecule: messenger RNA, 849 nt
Organism: Durio zibethinus
Lineage: Eukaryota; Viridiplantae; Streptophyta; Magnoliopsida; Malvales; Malvaceae
Product: sm-like protein LSM36B
Biological process (GO): maturation of SSU-rRNA; mRNA splicing, via spliceosome
Cellular component (GO): P-body; nucleolus; U4/U6 x U5 tri-snRNP complex
Molecular function (GO): RNA binding
Source: RefSeq, a predicted model, not a curated record
UUUAUGGGAAAAAAAAAAAAAAAAAAGCGAAUGGAUCAAAAAGAAAAAACGAAAUACUGAGUAAGAGGUUUAGGAAAUAGCUAGGGUUUCUUCGUAACUUAUCCACCAACUGAAACAAAGAGAGAGAGAGAGUGAGUUAAACGAGCCGUUUACCUAUCUGUUCCCAAAAUAUAAAAGCAAAUUAGACACGGCCAUUGCCAUUGUGAAGUGUCAUCGAACUGAACAACAAUCUCAAGAAGAGGUGUACAUUAGUAAGUUGUGUGGAAUUACGAUAAGGAAGAUGAGUACUGCAGGAGAGAAAGGGUCAACAACUACGAAAACACCUGGGGAUUUCCUCAAAUCAAUUCGUGGGCGACCAGUUGUUGUGAAACUGAAUUCUGGUGUUGAUUAUAGAGGUAUUCUAGCUUGCCUUGAUGGAUAUAUGAAUAUAGCUAUGGAGCAAACAGAAGAAUAUGUUAAUGGACAGUUAAAAAAUAAAUACGGUGAUGCUUUUAUUCGUGGAAAUAAUGUACUUUACAUCAGUACAUCAAAGAGGACAUUAGCAGAUGGGGCUUAGUGUUGCAACUGCAUCAAGGAAUUAUGUCAUCUACAAGUCCUAGCGGUUCUUAUCUACUUGUUUCUAGGAUAUGAGGAUUUUAGAAAUUAUACCGUUAGACGGUACUGGAUCAUCUUACUUGAGUGAAACAAUGAAGGUUUUCUAUUUGUUCAACCUGUGUAAGAAAGUGGCAGAGAUACUUUCAUUCUAAGAUCAGUGUGUCCUUUCCGCUUCUAAGUUGCAUGUUUAUUUUAUUAAAUUGAACCAACUGUUUUUGUCUUUUAAGGAUAUGUCAUUGUUUUACUUUUAACAAA